Molecule: messenger RNA, 1152 nt
Organism: Cyphellophora attinorum
Lineage: Eukaryota; Fungi; Ascomycota; Eurotiomycetes; Chaetothyriales; Cyphellophoraceae
Exons: 1
Coding region: 1-1152 (383 amino acids)
Source: RefSeq, a predicted model, not a curated record
AUGGCACAUCUGUCAUCACAUGUCGAGGCUGCAGCGGUAGGCGAAAGUGUCAUGACUGACGGCAGUCAGCACAUCAGCAGCCAGGGUGCGAGAGCGAUCAGCGGAUACUAUGACGGCCUCCAGCCGCCAAUGCCCCCGUACUCCAGAGCAAGUUCUACAGGCAGUCCGAUGGCAUUUCCAAAAUUCAAGAGUCCACCAUCUUCAACCGGACGUGGAGCAGAACAUUGGCUCGACCCAGCAUAUCAUUCAGCACAUCACAUAAGAUCAAGGCCAAGCUUCCAACGCGAGACUAGCGAGCACUUCCAGCCCGGAUGGUACUACAAGCCAAGCCAAUCCCAGUCAUCAGGCAGAAAGAGGAAUGAGUACUCCUUCUCUACUGCCGCGGGAAAAGUUGGCGGGAGAUCAGCCGCACCCGAUUCACUCAUUCGAGACUCUUAUCGAACCGACACAUUGACGCCACUUGCCAGACCCAUUGGGAAGUACCGCAAAACAGGCAUCGCAGCUAUGGCUAGUGCGAAAGGUGUCAGCAAGUACUAUGGGGACUUCGGAGGUCGAAGGUCGGAUCGUCCAACUCGGUCGGGUACACGGCGACCCAGGAACAGAUCAGGGGUGCGGUUCCGAAGCAGUCCCCCACCACAAGCUCGAGAAAUGGCAUUUGAGGUUCAAAAGCGUCCUCGUCCAAGAGAUCUUGAAGACGACGUGUCGGAUGAGCAGAGCCAGACUCUCGAACUUGAUGAAGACACAAGAGCUGCCAUACGAAUGAGUCUUCUAGCAUCAGAGACUCCUGAGAGUCGUGGUACGCGCAGAGGGCUCCGCGAACUCAGCCCCAACGUCGUCACCGCCAGAGGUCCAGAUCACCGACUCAGGAAGAAGCGCAGACCCAGCUACUGGGAUGGUGACCUGAAAGAGAUCCAAGAAUCUCCAGCCAGGCGUGACGAGAAUGGGAAGCUUUUUAGAGGGAGUGUCAGAGAGGGCGCACAACGGAAGGUUUUGACCAGUCCACCGAAGGAUGGCAUCGAGAGCGUCCGAAGUGAGAGGGUCGAGAUCGAGGUAGAGGCUGAUGAUACCUUUGACAGAAUGUUCAGAAGGGGCGAGGAAGACGCUGAUGCUGACGGCACAAUGAUGCAAAUUGAGAAGGACGUUAUGGACUAA